Carassius auratus (goldfish) is the source of this 3287-nucleotide messenger RNA. RefSeq names its product FEV transcription factor, ETS family member (gene fev). Gene Ontology annotation, cellular component: nucleus. Gene Ontology annotation, biological process: cell differentiation; regulation of transcription by RNA polymerase II. The transcript has 2 exons. The record is from RefSeq and is a predicted model, not a curated record. Gene Ontology annotation, molecular function: DNA-binding transcription factor activity, RNA polymerase II-specific; sequence-specific DNA binding. NCBI's taxonomy places the organism in Eukaryota, Metazoa, Chordata, Actinopteri, Cypriniformes, Cyprinidae. The coding region runs from base 1695 to 2441 and encodes 248 amino acids.
CUAAAGCAAGUCUGGGACGCCAGAGACAGCACGACAGAGAGCGUCAGAACUAUGUACAGAAGAUGAGUAAAAUUAUUACAGAAUGAUGAUAUUAAUGUUUGUUCAUGUCGAUAACGAUGCUACUCUGACAGAUUAAGCUGAUGCAGUCAACCAUUGUGCAAUUUAUAGUUUAAAUAAACACUAUAAGUAGACAUAUACAUAACCUACAGUACCUAGCCUACCUGACCUAUUUCACGAUAAGCCUUCUUAAGCACUUAUUACCAAAUAUUUACCUUUAUUGUGAGUUUUAAACAAUACAUACACAUACAUACACAUUACACACCCCAUACAGUCAGCAUUAGCAUUUUUAUGUGGCAAAAAAGGUAAACAUAAUAAAACAUGUAUCUCCCUUUUCUGUUAGUUCACGAGCUGAAUGUCGUAUGAAUUAUUGUCAAAUUCAGGGUGAACCCAGUCUGUUUUGUUAUUGUUAUUGUUGUUUUAACAGUUUAACACUCAAAAAUCACAGUGUAAAACAUGUACAACUGAAUCUUAAUUUAUCUACAUUUCUUUUCUUUUUUUCUUAAAACAUAAAUCUAUCUACAUAAAAUAUCCAUGAAAUUCAAGGAUUUGUAUAAUAAAAAUGUGCAAUAAUCAUGAUAAAUGACUAUUGUUGUUGUCUAGUUUAGAAUAUUACGCGAUUUUAGAAAGUUAGAAUAGUAGCCUAUGCUAUAUAUUAAAAUGAAAAAAAAAAAAAUAUAUUUCAUCCAGUACACAUACAUUCAAGAGAAGUGAUCAAGGCAGGGCCGAGGGUUUACCAUAUAAUCCAUUGCUCAUUAAAGUAGCAUAAGUUUGGGAUAAAAUGUUCUUGUUUACCAUAAUGCACUGAGCCAUGGUUAAAAGGUAAAUAUUCUCAACCAACAUGGAACAGGCCUUUCUGUUUGCAAAGAGGUAAAAAGGCGGAAAAGAAAAGGGAUCUGAACCGGUUUCCAUGUCAAACACUUCAAUUUUCCAUAGAAACUCUGAUCUUAACGCAGAAACUUUAUUAAACCUUGAUGGUGGAUUGAUAAGGCCGAAUUUCUAUCGGUUCCUUUUUAUUGUGGAGACAGGGAGGGAUGACAGAGGUAAAUUGCUCUUUUAAUUAAACCAAUGCACCGAAGGAAAUUGCUGUCUGAAUAUUGUCUCAGAGAUAGGGCUUGUGACAGUUGCCUGGAAACUUCAAUCUGUCUCGCAUUUAUUCCAGAUCACAGUUUUGAGAUAAAGUUUAAUAAAAAUCUUUGCGCCAAUGAAAGCCUACCCUUUCACGUCCUCCACCGCCACCACAAUGCGACAGAACUGCGGAGGAAGCCUUAUGUUUAACAUGUAUCUCUCAGGUACACAAUCUUUUUUAGUGUGUAAAAUGAGAAAUAUUGCUGAAAUGACUGAAAAGAAAAGGGCGAUGCUAGGGGUCCGCAGGUGCAAUGCUGCGCACCAUUGCCGGUGUCUCUGAUUUCUCCAUCUGGAAAGCAUGUCCUCUUUUGUCGGAAAUCGGAUAUCCUUUUUCCUGGACGCGUUUCCUGACCUCAGCGCUGAAGUCUGGGCAAACGCAUCGAGCAGCAACACGACAUACUCAUAAUAUUUAAACUCUUUUGCUGCGAUUUGUUAUUUAUCGACGAGUGACAUUACGUGUUUUGUCUAAAAUUACGAAUUACAAAUACACAGACGGGGAAAUAUGUUAAAUGCAUCUUUUGCGUUUUAUGAUUCUCCAAUAUUUAAGAAGGCAUUUAGAAUAUAAAUCACAGCUAAUUCUAAAUGUCAUUUUCAUAGGAAACGUAUUUGAAACGUAUUUCAAACGCUUUCUUUCAGACCCUACAGAAAAUCUUUUGAAGGAAAGUAAAGGCUCUUCUUGGACCCCCAUCAACACAGGAGUGCAAAAAGGAAGUGGACAAAUCCAGCUAUGGCAGUUUCUUCUGGAGCUGCUGUCUGACAGCGCCAAUAUGACCUGCAUCGCCUGGGAGGGCACCAAUGGAGAGUUUAAACUGAUAGACCCAGACGAGGUGGCCAGACGGUGGGGGGAACGCAAGAGUAAACCGAACAUGAACUAUGACAAACUGAGCCGAGCUCUGCGCUAUUACUACGACAAAAACAUCAUGACCAAGGUGCACGGAAAGCGUUACGCGUACAAAUUUGACUUUAACGGCCUGGCGCAAGUGUGCCAGCCCUCCUCAACCGAACAAGCUAUUUACAAAUUCCAGAGCAACUUCGCUCCCCUCCAGUUUUCAGGCAUUUCCAAACUCAGUCUGGUUGCUCCAGGUGCUGGUCCGUCGGGGUUCUCAUACUGGCCCGGAUCUCACCCGACCCUCUAUCACAGCCACAACCUGCAAGCCCCAGGACCCUUCGGUGCCGUGUCUGCGUCACAUAUAAGCUGCGUAAACAAUAUCAACAGUUUAAAUAACCUGAAUAAUAUCAAUAGUCACUAUAACUGAUUGUUUUCAUUCGCCUCAGGAGUGCGCGCUGAUAAACUAAGGCUAAUAGGGCCUAUUCAAAAGCGCAACUGAUUUAAAAACAUUGUAGACUAAUAAUCCAAUCAUAACACAGAUAACAAAAAAGAAAAGAAAAAAAAAGAAAAGAAACGGCGAUUAUUCGGCUCAAAGGGUAAUUUGGAAAUAACAUUUGGUGGAUUGUUAAUGUAGAUCACUUUAAGAUAAGAAAGGAAUUUAGCGCCAUCUUAUGGAAAAUAGCACUAUCACUGGUUAAAUCGACAUUAAAAUCAACUGGUUCGUCGUAGACUGCAGAAUGGAACGCUAUGUUGGAGAAAAGUCUACAUGGUAUGAGAACAAAUGUUAAGAAGCAAAAUAGAAGAGUUGAGAUGCAAAAGCCUCUAGGCUAAGUACCAUCUGAAAUGUUCUUCUAAAAUGCUAAUUUUCUCAGGCUCUCAUGUGUAGGUUCAGUAAUUUCUCUUUAAUUGCAAUGGCUAGGCUAUGUUAUUUUCAUUGCCAUCAAUGUGAAAUAACUGAACAUAGGAGACAGAAAAAAUUUAAUUUUAGAAGAAUAUUUCAGAUGACUCUUCGAGGCUUUUACAUCUGAACUCUUCAAAUAUGUUCGCUUCUAGCUACACUUUUGUAAUCGAGCAUAGUUAACACGUAUGUAAAGCGCUUUGAUAUUUCGUUAUUUCUUUAACGUCGACAUUGACUCGUGGACGGUGUCUGAAUUUUGGGCAUAGGGCUACAUUUUAAGAAAAAUAUGUCCUAAUAGACCCUAAAUAUUUUUUUUUCGUAUGGUCCAUUUAAGCACGCAAAGAUCACCAGUCUGUGUCCUUGCCAUGUUUUCAC